AUGAAAUAAUAAAUACUUUAUUAGAGAUGUAUACUGUCUCUAAAUGUCAAAUUACACAAAAAAAACUAUGAUAAAAAAAUAAAACCAUAAAAUACUAAAAUUCUUUAGAGAUGUAUAAGUCUCUAAGUGUCAGAGAUAAAAUAUAAAAAAUAUAUUAAAUUAUCCUUAGAGAUGUAGAGGGUCGCCAAGGCUUGAAUUCUUAUAUAAAUAAUUAAACACAUGACUAUUGACAUUGAACUAUUACUACUAACCGUUACAUGAAGUAAUGAUAACUCAAUGGCAGUUGAAGACUCAAAAACGUCUUUCGUCUCUUAAGCUGAAGCAUUACAAUAUUGCUAUCACCUAGCAGUUUCUAGUCACUAAGUAGGUAACAGAUCUUUUUUUUAAAUUAGCCUUCAUUAUCACCAGUUUGCUGUUACCCACGCUUCAUCCAAGUUUCAGUACCCUCAGUAUUUUAAAUCUGCAAUAUUGCAACCAUAUAGAUAUCGCAUGCAGAAUCCACCUCCAUGACUGAAGGCAAAUCGUCGGAGUUACACAACGGAUGCGUGCAGAAAGUUGCAGCACUAUUUGAGAUGCGGCAUGGAACUCGUUAUUGACAAAGUUUGCAGUUGUUGCAGGCGUAGGUUUUUAAAAGUUAUUUUGAUUUCAAUGUCUGUGUUACCAAAGUUAAACCCGUAGCUUUAAUAUGUAAUAAAUCGUGAUAAAACAGCAAAUUUUGUUUUAUAUAUCACAAUGGUCAAGACCCGUUCAAUCGACUACUAAUACCGUCUAUUUAUUUUUUAGGAGUUUUUUAGGAGAUAUAAUGAUCAUUGCAUUUCCACGCUUUUCUAGGUACAAAGCCUACUGGAGAGAGAUCUCUCAUUAUUUUUUACGUUUAUUAAUCAAUUAAAUACCACUUUGAUGAACGUUUUUUGUUGCAGAUAUGGACCUUCAAGCAUAUUUAGUGAACAAGUUUGCAACCUGGCACCCCCCACCGCCGUUAGUGACAGGCAGAACCAAGCGUGACGUCACUUUGAGCUGGUCUACGGAGCCUUUUGAUUUUCUGGAAGGAGACCUCUUGUUUUGGGUUCAGAAGAAAGAAAAAAUGCCGCCUUGGGUAGUUGUGUACAGCGGUGGUAAGACAUCAAAAACUAUUGACAAUCUGGCCCCAAGACACCCUCACAAAUUUCGCAUUAAAGUUAUUUUAAAAGCAACUGCAGUGCAAACCCUAGCUAAAAGAGCCCUUGAACAUUUUGGCAAUGAAAGCACUGUUUACGAACACAUUGAAGUUUUUAAUGAUACAAAUAAAGAAACUAAAAAGAACUCUGCAAAUAAUGAAAACACUAAAACUUCUGAAAAUAAUACCAUCCCAGAAAAGAAUUUAAACAUCGAAACAAAUAAACCGCAAAUAAAUCUUAGGGGUAAUGGUGACGUCUCUGGCCACGUUAAUGAUAAAAAAGAAGAAAUUGAAUUCCGAAUAAACAACAACGAUGCUGCUGGAGAUGUGUGCAAUCAAGAAAACACUCAAAUCAGUUCUCAGAUCGAGACCUCAAGUAAGAAGUGGCUAGAAUCACAAUGGUCUGAAGAGACAAGUACGAGUACUGAUACCGACGGUACUUCUGUUAUUUGCUUCUGCAUGGCUGUCCGAUGCGGCUAUCUUAAACAGGUACAGGCUAUGCUAGAAGAAAGACCAGAUCUGAUCGAGAUUGUCAACUCCACUAACGGUUUUACUCCUCUUGCUACGGCUGUUAGGAAAGGAGACAUAAACACCGUUAAGUUCCUAUUAACAGCUGGAGCAAACGUGAACCAACCAUCUUCUAGCGGACAGACGCCAUUACACCUGGCUACCCUCGAAGCUCGCGUGGCGCUGGUCGACUUGCUAAUGGACAAUGGGGCAGACUUACAGGCGCGCGAUCUUAACGGUCUCCGAGUAGAACACUACGCGGUAGACGCCGGAAGCCCGGAGAUGCUCACUCACAUUCUGCAGCGAGGCGGAGACUUGACUGUGAAGGACAAUAAUGGAUGGACCCCUCUCUUCAGGGCUGUAACGCAAGGAGCCUCGACGGAGCUGAUCGAACUCUUGGUCUUAUCUGGGAGCGAUGUAACAACCGCCGACUAUGCUGGACUGGGCUUGCCUUCCGCCGCCCGACUUCUACAUAAUCGGCAUGGCCGCGACCGCGACUCGAUCCUGCGUCUAAUCGACUCCCAAUAUCCUCACGAGCAAGCCGUUGCCAACUUCACUCGCCUCACCAAGAAGAUAUCCAGCUUGCAUACAAUGCUCAAAUGACGUCCGUUCUGUACAAAGCCUAGGAGUAAUACUCCUCUUAUAACAACUCCCACUGAAGAAUUGAGUGUUCAGAAUAAUGAAUCAGGAGAAGACCGCCUGUUUUGCUCCAGCUCUAGAAGUGGCACGCCUCUAGUUGCAACUCCUACAGAAGAAUUGAUUCAACAGGCUGGAACUUCAGCAUUGGAAGAGCAGUUGGAAACUUAGAUUUUAUAUUCUGAUGAAUUGUGAAUGACUUCUUUGAAGCUGAGAUCGAUAUUGUACGAGUAUAUAGUGUGUAUUUUAAAUAUAAUCGAAAACUUAUACUAGACGUAGGUUGCUAUAAGACAAUUCUGAAAGAUUUUUUAAUUUGGUCUUAACUACCAGAGCGUAAUUAUUUUUUGAAAAUAUUUAAAUACACGUUGUAUUACUCUUACUUAUUGAUUUCAGCUUUUUAGAUCGGAUUUCUUAAAAGGUUAGAUUUAGCAUUAAAUAACUUUUUAAGUAAAUGCGCAACGCAUGGGUUGUGGACGAGCGUAUGUGACAGAACGUUCAUACAAAUCUGUUCCCGUAAUAUGUAUAAAACAGUUGAGCAGCAAAAGUUUCUCUAGCAUGUCUAGUUAUAUAGUGAGUAUGUUAUGUUUGACGUGCUGCUCUUGGUAUGAAACUAUUAUGUACUUAUUUUUUUUUAACUCCGCUAACUCCGGAUUUUAUAUUUAAUUUGUUUAUUUAUAAGUAAUAAGUAAUUAAUAGCGUUGUUGUAACACGGACAUUAUAUUUACCAAAUAUAAUCCACCAAACGAUUGAAAACUAUGACAUAUCACUGACAUUUUAAAUAUCGAUCGUCCGAGAUAGUAAUAAACUCAUACUAAAUACUAAUCAAUAAAU
This is a messenger RNA of Cydia pomonella (codling moth), 3130 nucleotides long. It is a transcript of the gene flip, whose product is annotated as putative ankyrin repeat protein RF_0381. The coding region runs from base 923 to 2266 and encodes 447 amino acids. The record is from RefSeq and is a predicted model, not a curated record. Lineage: Eukaryota; Metazoa; Arthropoda; Insecta; Lepidoptera; Tortricidae. Gene Ontology annotation, molecular function: protein binding. The transcript is spliced from 8 exons.